Messenger RNA from Prinia subflava (tawny-flanked prinia), 5794 nucleotides. It is a transcript of the gene ATP8B3, whose product is annotated as ATPase phospholipid transporting 8B3. Gene Ontology annotation, cellular component: plasma membrane; trans-Golgi network. NCBI's taxonomy places the organism in Eukaryota, Metazoa, Chordata, Aves, Passeriformes, Cisticolidae. Gene Ontology annotation, biological process: Golgi organization; phospholipid translocation. Gene Ontology annotation, molecular function: ATPase-coupled intramembrane lipid carrier activity; ATP hydrolysis activity; magnesium ion binding. The transcript is spliced from 27 exons. The coding region runs from base 152 to 3811 and encodes 1219 amino acids. The record is from RefSeq and is a predicted model, not a curated record.
UCCCUGCGGGGGUGUGGCAUGGGCUGUCCCCACGGUCCCGCGUGGGGCAGGGCGGGUGGCAGCAGUCCCGCUGUUGGCGGAGGUGGCAGGAGCGCGGCACUGCCCGGGGCUGUCGCCGGGCAUCGGUGCAGGUCCUGGCAGCGGUGCCAGCAUGGCUGAGCAGGACCCAGCCCCAGGCUGCCCACGUGGGAAGCAGGAGAUGCCAGCUUUCACCUGGGAGGUCAGAGCCAAUGACCGCAGCUACCACAGGCAGUUCAAGAAGAAAUCUGCCUUCUGCCUGAGCAAGAGGAAAUACUCGGGCAAUGCCAUCAGGACAGCCAAGUACAACCUGCUCACCUUCCUGCCCCUGAACCUCUACGAGCAGUUCCACCGCAUGGCCAACGUCUACUUCGUCUUCGUCAUCCUCCUCCAGACUUUCCCUGAGAUCUCCACGCUGCCCUGGUACACCCUGCUGUUCCCCCUGAGCUGCCUUCUCCUCAUCCGGGGGCUGCGAGACCUCGUCGAUGACAUCGGCCGUCACCGAAGCGACAGGAGCAUCAACAGCAGGCCCUGUGAAAUCCUGGCUGGGAAGAGGUUCCGCUGGCAGAAGUGGCGCGACGUCUGCGUCGGGGACAUCGUGCGGCUGCACAAGGACAGCGUUGUCCCGGCUGACCUGCUCCUGCUGUGCAGCUCCGAGCCCAGCAGCCUGUGCUAUGUGGAGACCGCUGACAUUGAUGGGGAAACAAACCUGAAGUUCAGACAGGCCCUUCUGGUCACCCACCAGGAGCUGGGGAGCGAGGAGAGCAUGGCUGCCUUUGACGGGCGGGUGACGUGCGAGGAGCCCAACAGCCGCAUGCACACCUUCACGGGCACCCUGCGCUGGCGGGGCCGCGCCCACGCCCUGGACAGCGAGCGCAUCCUGCUGCGGGGCUGCCGCGUCCGCAACACCGCCCUGUGCUACGGCCUGGUGCUCUACGCAGGGUUUGAUUCCAAAAUUAUGAGGAACUGUGGAAAGAUCAAGAGGAAGAAAACCAAGCUGGACCACCUGAUGGAUCGGCUGGUGAUCGUGAUCUUCCUGCUGCUGUUGGUGACAUCCCUGGGCCUCGCCGUCGCCUCUGGGUUCUGGGCCAGGACGUUCCAGGAGAAGCACGGAUACCUGGCUGCCCUCUACAAGCACACCAGCCCUGCCCAGCAGGCCUUCCUCAACUUCUGGGGUUUCACCAUCCUCCUGAGUGUCAUCAUUCCCAUGUCCAUGUACAUAACGCUUGAGUUCAUCUACCUGGUGAACAGCUGUUUCAUCAACUGGGAUCUGGAGAUGUAUUACGGUGCCAAGGACAUUCCAGCUGAAGCCAGGAGCACCAGCCUCAGUGACCAGCUGGGCCAGAUCGAGUACAUCUUCUCGGACAAGACGGGCACCCUGACACAGAACAUCAUGAGCUUCAAGAAAUGCUGCGUCAACGGGACCAUCUAUGGUCCAGGCACAAGCCAUGAGAACAAAGAGCCACCGGGCUCGGGGCCGGCCUGGCAGCGCCCUGGGGAGCCGCUGUCGGGUGUCUGCGACGUGAGGUUGCUGGAGGCCGCCCGGAGGGACGAGGACCCGGUGCUGAGGGAGUUCCUGAGGCUGCUGGCCCUCUGCCACACCGUCAUGGUGGAGGACAGGGGCGACCAGCUGGUUUACCAGGCAGCCUCCCCGGAUGAGGAGGCGCUGGUGCUGGCAGCCAGGAGCCUGGGCUAUGUCUUCCUGGGCCGCACACAGGACACCAUCACCGUCAGGGAGCUGGGCAGGACCAGGACGUACGAGGUGCUGGCCAUGCUGGACUUCAACAGCGACCGCAAGAGGAUGUCUGUCCUGGUGCGAGACCCCCAGGGCACCAUCCGGCUGUACACCAAGGGCGCCGACACCGUCAUCCUGGAGCGGCUGCGGGGGCGAGGGCCCAAGGAGACCCUCACCGAGAGGGCGCUGGAUCGCUUUGCAGAGGAGACGCUGAGGACGCUGUGCGUGGCCAGCAGGGAGGUGAGCGAGGCCGAGUUCCAUGCCUGGAGCCGGAGGCACCGUGAGGCCGCGGUGCUGCUGCAGGACCGUGCCCAGGAGCUGGACAGGCUCUACGAGGAGAUGGAGCAGAACCUGCAGCUGCUCGGGGCCACGGCCAUCGAGGACAAGCUGCAAGAGGGAGUCCCUGAGACCAUCCAGCUGCUGAAACUGGGCAACAUCAAAGUGUGGGUGCUGACAGGAGACAAACAAGAGACAGCAAUGAACAUCGGCUAUGCCUGCAGGCUGCUGACGGACGACAUGGAGAUCCUGGAGGAGAAGGAGGUCAGCGAGAUCCUCCAGGCUUACUGGGACAGCAACAACAACCUCAGUGGCAGUGGGGACGCCCCGUGCAGGCAUCGCCUCUCCCAGCAGUGCCCAGAGGCUCCCUGCCACAAGAGAGCCAUCAUCAUCAGUGGGGACUUCCUGGACAAAAUCCUCCACACGGGAGAGGUGCAGAAGGAGAAGAAGGGGUGGCCGUGGCGGUGGCUGUGCUGUGACAGGGCCGAGGCCUCGCAGGACCAGGGAGGUCUGGUGGAGAAGGCCUUUGUGGACCUGGCCACCAGCUGCCAGGCCGUGAUCUGCUGCAGGGUGACCCCCAAGCAGAAAGCCCUGAUGGUUCAGCUGGUGAAGAAGCACAAGAAGGCCAUCACCUUGGCCAUCGGGGACGGGGCCAACGAUGUCAACAUGAUCAAAACCGCAGACAUCGGGGUGGGCAUCAGCGGGCUGGAGGGGCUGCAGGCCGUGCAGUGCAGUGACUACGCCCUGGCCCAGUUCUCCUUCCUGCAGCGCCUGCUGCUGGUCCACGGCCGCUGGAAUUACCUGCGCAUCUGCAAAUUCCUCCGCUACUUCUUCUACAAGACCUUCGCUGGCCUGCUGGCCCAGGUGUGGUUCGCUUUCCACAGCGGAUUCACGGCCCAGCCUCUCUAUGAGGGCUGGUUCAUUGCACUCUACAAUAUCUUCUACACUGCCUACCCCGUGCUGUCCGUGGGCCUUUUGGAGCAGGACGUGAGUGCCAAGAAGAGCCUGGAAUUCCCUGAGCUCUAUGUGGUGGGGCAGCAGGAUGAGCUCUUCAAUUACCGCGUUUUUGGUGUCACCCUCCUGCACGGGGUGGGCACCUCCCUCAUCAGCUUCUACAUCGCGCUCUGGGCCUUUGAGGACCGCGUUGGCACCAAGGCCGUGGGUGACUAUGAGUCCUUCUCUGUCACAGUGGCCCUGUCAGCGCUGCUGUCGGUCCUCGUGGAGAUUGUCCUGGACACUCAGUACUGGACAGUGCUGUCCUUCCUGAUGGUCACAGCCAGCCUGCUCCUCUUCUGCCUCUUCUCUUUCCUGACCCAAAGUGCUGAUGCCUUCAGGAUAGCCCCUGCCAUCUUCCGCUUCCCAGAAGAUCCACCUGCAGGCCAAGCGGGAUGCGGAGCCCUCGGUGGAGCUGCGGUCCCACGUCCCCCGCGCCUCCCUCCGCCGCCGCUCCAGCUACGCCUUCUCGCACCAGGCGGGCUACGCCGGCCUCAUCACCCGCGGGGACAGCCUGCGUGCCAGGGCCACCCAGGGCACCGCCCCGGGUCCCCCGUGCCCCGCGGGGACCCCGCCUGUGUCCUGCCUGCAGCGCCCCUCGGUGUAGCUGCCCCGGCCUCAGCACACCCGGCUGCUGCCCUCCUUUCGGGGGCCACCCUUAAUCUCACUUGGUGGCUUUGCAGAGGUCACCUGGCUCAUGGUCCCCGCGCUGGGGACACAGGGCCUUUGCACAUCUGUACAGCUGUGACACCGCUGGCCGCUCCGCCGGGCCCGGCCCCUCGCCCGUGACCCCCCGGCUGCCAGCCCAGCCCAGCCCCUGCCUCUGCCCAGCCCUCCCCGCCGGGGUCUCCUCUUGUGCGAGGCUCAUCCCACCCCAGGCUGGACCCACAGAAGCCGUGCUGCUGACCCAGACUCAUUAACCCAGCUCUGAAUUAAUUAAAUGUCCCGAUGGAGAGCGGCAGUGGGGCUGGGUGGGGAUGCAGCCCCUCACCCCUGCUCGUUCCCACCCACAGGGGACUGAGCUGCACAAAGAACCUUGUUUUGUGUUCUCCACCGAGGGCUGGUGUCAGUCCUGUGGCUUUUCCGUCACAGAACAGGUCCCAGAAUGCUGGAGUGGUCUGAGUGGGACCUUAAAGCUCAUCUCAUCCAUGGGCAGGGUCACCUCCACCAGCCCAGAUGGCACAGAGCAGUGUAACUUGAAAAUAUCCCCUAAUUUCUGGAGAGGCAGCCAGGUAUGAUUGAUUGAUUGAUUGAUCGAUUGAUUGACCAUCUGCAGGUUUUUCUUCUCCAGCCAGACCAGCCUGGCUCCUGCAGCCCUCCUUGUCACUCCCCACCGCUCCCAGCUCCUGCCUUUGCUGUCCCUGCACAAGGGGCAGUGUCCUCUAUGUGCCUUGCCCCAUCUCCACACCAAACCCCCAGGUCUGGAGUCCCCAUCUUUGGGGACAACUUACGGCCACAGGCUCUGCCAAGUCCCAAAAAGCCCUUCUUGGGGGGGAUGUGAAAAAGUUCUGCCUGGUGGGCACAGGGGACACGUCCCACAGAGCCAGGGCCACCAGCAGUGGCUGCUGGAGAAGUUGUGUGUGAACAACUGACUGGUGACUGGGUCACCCUUUUUGUGAGUUUUUGUUUUUAAUUAAAAGGACUUUUUAGCUUCUCUCUCCCAUCCUGGAAAUCUCUGCAGUGCCAUGAAGGGUGAAAGCAGCACUGAAAGGUCCCGUGGUCCCUCAGUCUGUGCCAGCAGUGCUCAUGCUGUGGCAAAAGGCACAGUAGGAGAAGAAAUUUGGGUAAAAAGAUGCACAAUGAAGUCAUUCAUGGGGGCUUGGCCCUGCCUGCAGCACAUGUGAUUCGAUGGGUUUGUUUUACAAGUGCUUUGGCCUCAUCUGCACUGGGUUUGUGAGAAUUUAAGUGUUUCCCUUGGGCUCUGGCCAGAAGGGCCUGGAUGGUGCCAAGAAAUAAAAGUCUUUCCUCUGGGAAAGCUCUCCCUGCUGCCACUGCCAGGUGGAAAACAGGGGGAGACUUCCCCCAGCGUCCUGGGCACGAUCCCUGAAUGUCCCAGGCCAGGUUCGUGAGAGGAGUGAGGUGGUGAAAGGGGCAUGGAGAGGGAAGUGACCCCCUCACCACCACAGGACACCACACACGCCAGGGUGAAUGACUAGAAAAUAAUUUAUUGAAGAAACAGAAAGCUGCAGAAAUACAACACAGUCAUGACCAGUAGAGGAUGAACAAAUAGAGAUUAAUUUUUUUCUCUCUUUUAAAACCUGUUGACAGGCUGGAGUUAAGUUUCCUGAUAAGUUCCCCUGCAUGAGUCAUUGCAAAGAACAAGGAACAAACUCCAGAGCACACAGCACAGUUUGGAUAAAGUGCCUGACACAUAAGACUCUUUUUUAUUUAUUUUUUUUCUUUUUUAAUGUUUGUAAAUAGCUUAAACAAAUAUAGUUGCAAGACACAGAGGAGUAACAAUUGCAUUUCGCUGUAGAAUAAAACUUAUCCCAUGAGAGUAACAACGAAGCAGCAGCAGCAAAAAAAAUUAAAUUAAUUUAAUUAGAAGGAAAAAGUAAUUUAAAAACUCAGAGAUGUGGCCCUCGGACUGCGUGGGACGAGGACAAGUGUCACCUAUUGCUACACAGAAAAAUGAGCAAUGUUUGCUGGAGGAGGCUGGGCUGGCAGAGCCGAGGCUGUGGGUUCUCCCUGGCCAGGCUGGAUUCUGUCUGACUCCUUUGUUUCCCUUAGAAAUCCAAGGGAAAGAAUAAAAAGAAAACAAACCAAAACAAA